Molecule: messenger RNA, 1608 nt
Organism: Canariomyces notabilis
Lineage: Eukaryota; Fungi; Ascomycota; Sordariomycetes; Sordariales; Chaetomiaceae
Exons: 4
Coding region: 116-1198 (360 amino acids)
Biological process (GO): retrograde vesicle-mediated transport, Golgi to endoplasmic reticulum
Cellular component (GO): SNARE complex; endoplasmic reticulum
Source: RefSeq, a predicted model, not a curated record
UCUUGUUGACAGCAUCAUGGAAAUCAGCCACGUCCACCACUUCGCAACCUCGAAUCACCUCUACAACCUACGGCCAAAGAAGGCUGCUGCCAGCAAUUGACUGGUCAUUUCCGACAUGGCAGACCUAACGACGACUUUCAAUGGCCUCCUAAAGGGCCACGAGGCGCCCUCGACGAGUCCCUUCAGUCUGGACAUUGCCGAUGAAUUCCUCAAGGAAGCCUACCGGAUAAACUCCCUCAUUGCACGCCUGCACACCGAGCUGCGCAACCUGCGCCAGGCAUACCUCUCGACCGCCGCCCCGCGCAAAACCCACCUUCGCGUAUCGGCGGCCCGCCCGGCACCCUCGCAACCCGUGUACCUCACAGACCGCGACCGGGAGGAGAUUGAUGCCAACGCAAAGAUGACGCUCCGCGACCUCAACGCCCGCAUCCGCGCCCUCGAGGACGCCGAGCAACUACGGCAGAGCACCGAGGCCGCUCUGCUGCGCAAGCGCAUGUCGCGUGGCCUGGGUGCUCUGGGCUCGUGGGCUACGGGGGGGAAGACCAGCGAGCAGGCCGCGGCGCGGCAGCUUGGCGCGCAUCGGGAGAGCGUGAUUUGGUAUCUGAGGACCCGGCUGCAGGAGACGACGAGGACGCAGCAGCGUAUGAUGGAGACGCGCCUGGCUAGGGAGAUGGAGAAGAACCGGAGCGUGCUGGCCAAGGCUUCUUCUACGACGACUAGAAGUGCGCUUAUGGCAAAGGCGACGGCAUCGCACGAGGCGACGACAGGACCGGCCGCGCCGGCAAGGAUACCGCAGAGCCUAGCAGCAGCAGCUUCGAGUACCACCGGUCUGCCACCGGAGGAAGGACCGAGGAACAAACCUACAGCGGACAAUCUCACGGAAGAGCAGGUGCAGAUGUUUGAGAAGGGCAACCAGGACAUGCUCAAGCACCUCGAAAGCACGCUGGACAAAGUCAGAACCGCCGAAAGCUCGUUGCUGGAAAUUGCCGAGCUCCAGAACAUGCUGGUCAGCAACCUUGCCACGCAGUCGGCACACAUUGACCAGCUGGUUGCCGACUCGUUCGAGACAAUAGAGGGCAUCGGCAAGGGAAACCAGGAGCUCAAGAAGAGCGUAGGCAGACCGAGCCCAGCCCGUUACACCUUUUUCGCUGCUGCGGGACUCUGUACUGUGUUGAUCUUGUGGGAUUUGAUUGUUUGAGUCUGGCCAUGCGGUGCUGGCAUCUCCCAACUGAAUCGGAUCGGGUAUACGUUCGCUUUUGACAGCGAUAAGUACCUUAGGUUCCGGACAACAAAGUUCAACUGUAGAUGUUCCUAGUACAUUCUUGUGAACUUAAGAAAUGUCGGGCGAUACACCUGGAAGCCCCUUCUAAACGGCGCGGUUGUCCUAGGGGGACCUCAUGUUUGAAGUAUACGGUAUCCAAACUCAAUAGGAGUGAUAGGGAGGCUAGGCAAUGAAACAAUUGCCUAGAUCAUAGUACAUACCAACAUAUACUACUCGUCCUUAAGUUCCACAUUCAAGGGAUCCGUUUCUUCGGAAAAGCGUCUCUCACGCCACUGAGCGUCACUUCACCUUCACCUCCUUACACCCUUCUCGUCCGGAAUUGCACC